AUGCGGUGUGAAGACGACUGUAUAGACUGGGAAACUAUAGAAAACGCAGUGUACAGUGGAAAGACCACGUGGAUUUACGCGUUAACUAAAGUUGAAUUGGUAGAGAUUUGCAAACGGAGGAAAUUGGAGUGCGUUUGUGCAGCAGUUAGAGGCAUUUAUUAUGUUGAACAACAUUGCGGCGGACAAGAAAGCAGCAUUACUGCUAACACAGGUGUCUCAGGAAGUGUUCACCGAGAUUCCGGCGACUGCGAGACCGAAACACCAUUGUCUCUAACGUACAAGGCAUUGAAAGAAAAACUCGAGAGCCAUUAUCAACCAAAGCCGAAUCAGCAGUUACAGCGGUUCUCGUUCCGAGCAUGUAAACAAGGUAGUAACGAGUCAAUACGAGACUUUAUGACAGCGCUGAGAUCCCUGGCGUUGAAAUGCCAAUUCCAAACAAAUGAAACAAAUAGCCAGCUAAAGGAUCAAUUGAUAACGGGGGUAUAUAAUCAACGCGUUCGGUACGAAUUAUCGAAGGCAUCGGCCGACGAAUCUCUCGAGAACUUGCUACGGCUGGCGAAAACGGUCGAGCUCGCUGACGCAAAAGCCGCGAGUUUAGGAACUCCGAACGUUGUAAACACAGGAUUGACCCCGGACAAUAAUACAACGGUGGCACAAGACGCAGAUAUACACACGAUACAAACGGGACGAAACAGAACCGCGACCAAUCGAGGCAGAGGGAAUUUCUACGGCCAAGCGUCGCGUAGAGGAUGGUCAGCCCCACAGGGCGGGGGCAGAGGAACACAACGAUCUCAAAAUCAACAAAGCCAAGGCGCCGGGCGUACUGCGGGAAGCGAGAGGAUCUGUUUUUGCUGCGGUGGCACCAAUCACAUAAAAGCAAAUUGCUCGCUACAAAAUAAAUAUUGCAGCGAGUGUGGAAACCAAGGCCACAUUUUCAAAAUGUGCAGACGCGCCGGACGAGGUGGCCAAACUCGAAACCAAAACUACGUGGGAGAUGGGGAGACAGCCGAGACACAAGAGCAUUUGCGCGAAGAGUUCUCCGAGGACGAAGAGCGAUUUGCGAGCGAUUUUUGGCCAGUUCGAGAGAGCGGGUACAUUCAAGUCGAAGUAGAGAAAAACUAUGUUAAAAGCAAGGAAUUAUUAUAUGUAGUUAGCGAAGGUAGCUGGCCGAUAAUGGGCAGAAUUUGGCUGCAGGCAUUUGGUAUGUGGCCGCUAGUUUUUUCAAACGAUCCGCGAGAACAUAUAAAUAGUACCGUCGCCCAAACAGGUGACGAUGACGUGACAAAAAGAAAACAAAUAACAUGUCAACUCCAAAAAGAAUUUCCAGGCGUGUUCGCAGCGGGUAUCGGAGCGUUCACUAAAGGCGAAUUGAAAUUAACGUUGAUUGAGGGAGCCACGCCGAAAUUUCUGCAGCCAAGAAAAAUGCCCUGGGCAUUGCGCGAUAAAGUAGAGAAUGAAUUAGCCAGAUUACAGCAGCUUGCAAUUAUAUCACCAGUAGAAUAUUCCGAUUGGGGCACGCCAAUUGUGCUAGUUUUGAAGAGUAACGGUACAUUACGUUUGUGCGGAGAUUAUAAAGUGACUUUAAAUAAAUAUCUUGAGGUCGAUCGCUGCCCCUUACCGCGAGUUGAAGAAGUUUUAGAGAAAUUAAGAGGUGGAAAAAUAUUCACAAAAUUGGACCUAUCAGAAGCCUACCAACAGCUACCAUUAACACAAGAAUCUCAAAAACUAGUGGUAAUCAGUACUCAUAUCGGAUUGUUUAAAUACCACAGAUUGCCGUACGGGGUAGCGACGGGACCAGGGUCAUUUCAAAGGGUCAUGACUUCUCUAUUAUUAGGCAUACCGGGCACGAUCGUUUUUAUUGACGAUAUUCUCAUUACAGCGGCAACACUAGAAAUACAUACAGACAGAGUGCGAGAGGUACUAAAGCGUUUAAACGAGGGAGGUUUGCGUUUAAAAUUCGAAAAAUGUAAAUUCUUUAAAAACGAGGUGUGUUAUUUGGGGUUUCGUAUUAACGAAGAAGGGAUUCGACGUUUAGAGGCGAAAAUAAAGAGUGUAAAAGAUGCACCAAAGCCAAAGGACGUGUCGGAAUUGAGAAGCUUUUUGGGGUCGAUCAAUUAUUACGGUCGUUUUAUUGAAAAUAUGGCCCAGAAAUUGCGGGCUCUUUACGAAUGUCUCGAGAAAGAUAAAUUCGAAUGGACGGAGGUCUGUGACAAAACUUUUGAAAAAAUCAAACGCGAACUCGUGUCCGAUAAAAUCUUAGUGCACUUCGACCCCCAAAAGCAGACAGUUCUCACUUGCGAUGCAUCCCCGUAUGGGAUAAGUGCCGUGUUGGCGCACAGAGAUGAGGAAGAUUCAGCAGCUUUAGCGCGUAUAUUCGAUCCGAGUAAAGCGAUUCCAGAGAUCGCAGCAGCACGAUUGCAAAAAUGGGCACUAAUUCUCGCGCUGUUUGAGUAUACUAUUAAACACAUUCAAGGAAAAAAAAAUUAUGCAGACUGGUUAAGUAGACUACCAUUGCCGAAAACAAAAGACGAUGCUAAAGAAUUUCCGAUUUUACAGAAUACGAUGUAUACCCAUGUGAAUUGCGUUAAAGACUAUGAUUUCGCGACCCUCGAUUGGAAGGCGGCAUGCCGCGUUUGUUUAGAAACAAGAAAAUCGCCGCCGAAAAUUGCUUUGACGCCGUGGGCUUGGCCUACAACACCGUGGCACAGAAUACAUGCGGAUUUCUUGGGGCCUUUUAACGGUAAAACGGUACUCGUGAUAGUGGACAGCCAUUCAAAAUGGCCCGAAGCUAUAAUCAUGCAAUCGAUGAGCGAAUCUCAUACGAUAAAAGCGUUCGAGGAAGUGUUUGCUCGACAUGGGUAUCCUGCUCAUUUGAUUACGGACAAUUAUUCGACGUUCGUAGGUAAAGCGUUUCAGUCAUUGCUAAAAGUAGGGGGUGUUAAGACACAGUACAACGCCACCGUAUUGUCCGGCUACAAAUGGAGCGGCGAAGAAUUUUCACCCCCCAUGCCACCACACAAAGGACUCCAGUGA
This is a messenger RNA of Neodiprion virginianus, 3033 nucleotides long. RefSeq lists its product as uncharacterized. Gene Ontology annotation, molecular function: nucleic acid binding; zinc ion binding. Gene Ontology annotation, biological process: DNA integration. The transcript has 6 exons. Lineage: Eukaryota; Metazoa; Arthropoda; Insecta; Hymenoptera; Diprionidae. The record is from RefSeq and is a predicted model, not a curated record. The coding region runs from base 1 to 3033 and encodes 1010 amino acids.